Messenger RNA from Pediculus humanus corporis (human body louse), 162 nucleotides. RefSeq lists its product as uncharacterized. NCBI's taxonomy places the organism in Eukaryota, Metazoa, Arthropoda, Insecta, Psocodea, Pediculidae. The transcript has 2 exons. The coding region runs from base 1 to 162 and encodes 53 amino acids. The record is from RefSeq and is a predicted model, not a curated record.
AUGCGUAGAAAAGGAAUACCUGGAAAAAUUUUGGUAUUGGAAGUGUUUUUAAACGUGGAAGAUUGUGUGAACGUAUUAGUUGUGACACCAUUUCCGGUUUCGAACCAUUAUCAAAUGUUAAAAACGGAUAAUAACGUCAUCGUUGAUCGAAAGAAAACGUAA